This is a messenger RNA of Pistacia vera, 360 nucleotides long. RefSeq lists its product as uncharacterized. NCBI's taxonomy places the organism in Eukaryota, Viridiplantae, Streptophyta, Magnoliopsida, Sapindales, Anacardiaceae. The record is from RefSeq and is a predicted model, not a curated record.
AUGUUUGAGGGUACAGUCGAUAUCAACUGGAACGUAAGGAUCAACUGGGAAUCAAACUCAAUGUUGCGAGCUCCAAAAGCGAUCCUGAAAGGCCUGCGGGUAAGCAAAGAUUUGAAUUCGAGAUUGGCAGAGAAACGGCCUGUGCGAGCACGAACCAAAGGGAGGUGCCAAGCCGAAGUGUACAAAUCUUAUGGUGGGGAAGUUCAAAUCAAUCCAUCGAAAGAGAACCAUCUCAGUCUAAAUGGAAGUGGACCAAGUAGUUUCAUAGGAAGAAAUGUGAAAGUAGGCGCUACAAAGCGCCCAGAACCAGAAUUCAUUGAAAAUGGAGUUCUUAGUACCGGUCAAGUAGAAAUAAUAUGA